This is a messenger RNA of Plectropomus leopardus (leopard coralgrouper), 1511 nucleotides long. NCBI's taxonomy places the organism in Eukaryota, Metazoa, Chordata, Actinopteri, Perciformes, Serranidae. The record is from RefSeq and is a predicted model, not a curated record.
CAGCUCUGAACUCACUUUAGUGCUCACUCAGCAUCUUUACCGGCUCUGCUUCACUCGGUUCUGUACCGAGCUGAUAAAUCGGUGGAUAAUUCGGUGCGACGGGAGAGCGUGUUGACAUGUUUUUGCUCCUUUAACGGUUAAAAACUUGCACGUAGUUUUUAAAAAAAAAAAAUAAUGGCCGUCGAGUGCACACAGGAGGCGAUACUGGACUUUGUGAAGGAGAGAGGGGGCAAAGUGAAAAACACUGAUUUAAUUGAGCAUUUUAAAACCGUUUUCCCAGAGGAGCCCGGGGAGAAAGCAACCGUGCGUAAGAAUUUUAAAAACUACGUCGAUAACGUAGCGUUUGUGAAAAGUGAGAGUGGAGUUAAAUAUGUCUGCCUGAAGAAGAAGUUUCGCGGGGAGGGGAAGGAGCAGAGUCUUAAAACCGAAACGGAACCAGAACCAGAUUUCCACGAGGAGAAAGUCCGUUAUCCUGGUGUUUCACAGCGAGCAGGUAGCGGAGAGUCUCGCGCUGGUGAUGACGUAGGGCAGGAGUCGGCCCUGCCUCGCGCUCCGCUGCCUCGGGAUGAACCGUCACCUGGCUCAGGUUACGGAAAUGACAGCCAGGUGAGAGUUCCGCAUGCUUUCCCUGCUGCACCCAUUUCGCAACAAAAAGCAGGCGAAAAAAGUCAUGAGUUUGUUUGUGUAGUCGAGGACAGCUGUCCAGGUGAGAUGGGGAACAGACAAAGCUUUCGAAGAGACAAGAGGGAGUCCAGGAGGGGACAUGGCGGAAAAGGUCCUGACAUACCUGAUAUUGCAGUGAUUGAAGCUUCGCCUCUCCCUAAAGAGGGAUCAGCGUUCACCCUGCCUGAGGCUGCAACAACUGGAACUACAGGACAGGUAGCUGCAGCUGGACUCAGUCCCACAGAGCCAGAUGGCCCCAAGGAAGCAGAGAUCUCACCCCAGCGCAGGUAUGUUUUUAUUUAUUUGUUUGUUUUUUUCAAGGAGACCUGGCCAAAAUUGGCAAAAGAAAAAGUUACAAACAACCACAAUGCGAUAACAUUGUAAAAUCAGGGCCCCAGUACGGUGCCAGGUGGUCCCCCAACCAUUUUCUAAUUCACAAUAAAGAUGCAUGGAUUCACACUGGGACUUUUGUUAGUAUACAUAAGGUGCCAGAGUGCAUAAACAGCAUCAAAAUAGAGCCAGUGGAGGACAGAGGUCCUAACUAAGCACUGACUGAUUGUUCUAAAAUCCUAGAAAUAUCCAGAAAUCACAGGAAUGUCCGCAAAUCCUAGAAGCAUCCUAAAAAUCUAUAACAGUCCUGGAAAUGUCCCAAAAUCUGAGAUAUGUCCUAAAAUUCUGAAAACUUUUUAAUAUUCUAGAAACUUCCUAGAAAUGUCCUAAAAUCCAAAAAAAUCCUGAAAAUGUACUUAAAUCCCAGAAAAGUCCUGAAAUCGUAGAAACUUGCUAAAUGUGAUAAAAUCCUAGAAAAGUCCAAAAAUCGUUCAAACGUCCAUAAAAUCCAUGAAAUA